AUGCUGGCGGAAGAGGACGAUCCUUUGCAGUCCCUUCAGGAAGAAGAUGGGAGCAGAAUUGCCCCGGAUGCUUUCUACCUUCAGUCGCUUAUUAUUGAUGCCUUCCAUGGUAAAGGAUUUCAGAAAAUAAAAGACUAUUUUCAAGAGGGAGCAAGCCACAGUCCUCAAAAAUACAAUCAUCUUGUAUUCUACCAUCUUCAUAGGUCAAUAACUAAGGAACUGGAUAAAAAGGAAUUUCAGUAUGUUUCGCUGUUGCUGAAAUGUAUUCAGCGAUUCUGCAUUGAUGGUGUCAAAGAAGAUGAGCCUUUGCUAAUUCAGCAGGGACUGAUCCCAAAGAUGGUUUCCUGGUUUGAAAGAACAAUAGAAUUUCUGACCAUGGCAGAUCCAGUGUCUGACCCAUCCCUGAUUAAUGUGAUAGAAGACUUCUUUGACACAGCCUUGGUUAUUUCCAGAAGUAGUAGUAAAGGAAAAAUUCAGAUGCUGAGUUCCUUCAUAUUUACCUUAGGAUUUCUGGUGACAGAAAAGACUGUGAGUCAUUUGAUUCAACAGGAGGCUCUGAAGACUUUGAACUCCAUUUUGCAUGCUGUACCUCGGGAAGAGAGAAAACAACUCCCCUUGUUGGAAGGCCCAUGUCGUCUCAUGAAAGACCUUGCAAGGACAAUCUUGACUGUGGGUGAUUAUGACCAGCAGGUUGCUCUUUCUGAAGCAUUGUGUAGACUGACCUUGAAAAAAUCCAGGGGGGACCUUGUCCAUCAGUGGUUUGAAGAUGACAUCAUUGCUGAAGCUUUCAAAGAAAUUAAGGAUCGAGAAUUUGAGACGGAUAGUAGACGAUUUCUCAAUCACCUAAACGACAGACUUGGUGAUGAAAGAAGGGUCUAUUCCUUCCCGUGUAUUGCUGCUUUUGCUGAUGAGCAUGAGAUGAGAAAACCAAAUGAUGAAAAACUAGAGAAAUUUUGGAUUGAUUUCAACCUCGGAAGUCAGAGUGUAACUUUUUAUAUAGACAAUACUAAGAGUGCUCUGUGGGACUCAGUAAGAAUUUUGAAGGAAGCAGUGAUUAAUUUCAGCAUAAUAGAAACUGGAAAUGUGAAGAUGCUUAUCAUUUACCUGAAGAAGCCUUUGAAUAUCAGCAACAAAGAAGUGAUGAAAAUAGAAAUCCAUUUUGAUUUGCAAUUCAACAUCUCACAAGCUUCUAUCAAAGCUUUAGGAGAAGACAAACAGAUGUUGCCUGACCAGAAAAGAAGCUCCUCCGAACUUUCUGGUAAAUUUGAGAAAGCAGACACUGACAUUCCUAGCAGUCAUGAAAGAGAGACAGACCAGACAGAAGAAUCCACUAAGCUGGCAGAGGUAAUGAGUGCUGGAGAUGACCACUGCUCAACAGCUCUCCCCGUAAAUGAUCAGUCUAAUGAGCCUGUUCAAACAAAUACAGGAGAUGGUUCACCUGAAAAAUUGAAACCGGAUGAUGUGCAACAAGUUACUUCAAAAUAUGAAUCUGCAGAUUUACAAGAACCAUCAGUAAAAAUUCAGGAUCCUAAAUUAAAUGACAAAUCUAGGGCAGAUUCUGCUUCCGAGGCGGAGAGAAAGCCAGAAACAAGGAUGUCGUUUAAUUACAGGAAACACCUCUUCUCAGAGAGUGAUCAGGAUUCGAGUACUGGGACCAGUGAACGAUCUUGGACCAGUAACCAAAAAAGGAAAUCCCUAAGACCGUAUUCCGGGAGAAAAAAGACGAGAAUUAGAAGUAGUGUGAGAAUUUUGCCAUUUUCCCCUCCCAGCAGCGGCAGUGACCAUGAGAAGGACGAAGCUAAACUUCUAAUACCGCUAUGGAAAGAUACCUCCAACCAAAAUAAUUCCAUACCUCCAAAAAUUUCUGGAACAAAAUUUCAGAGUGGUUCUGCCCUUUUAACUCCUGAAGAUUCUGCCCAGAAAGCAGAACUUCAAAGUCCCCACCCACUGAGCGAUCUGUCUUCCUUGGAGCACUCAGAAGUUGAAGAAAAUGUAUCUAAGACGGUGGACCAAGAAUCGUUGACGAAAAGUACUGGGUUCAAACAUAAGCUGCAAAACUUGGAAGACAGAGACCUAUCAGGAGGCAGUUUUGCUAAGUCCAAACAAUCAAAACUGGAAGAAGGCGAUGCUCUGGAAUCCCCCUCCUCGGUGACGGAAGAAACGGGCUUAGCAGAAGGCAUUUCCACUCCGUCCCCAGCAGUUGCGCCGGAGAACUCAGACGGUUCUGCUAUUAUCGCAACCCUCGAAACCUUCACUAGAGACCUGAGAAGAAAAAUUGAGCUUAGGUACAAAGGGAGUCCGCUUGAUUCAAAAAAUGCAAAGCAAGCACCAGAUUGCUUAAUCCAACUUUUAAACCAGAUACACCAAUGCAGACUGAAUAAACUAGAGAAGUUUCACAGUUUUGUCCUUCAAGAGCUGAGCAAUCUUGAGAAGGAUAUUCAGGCUCUGAAACACCUUGAGAAGGAUGCCCUGGCUCAAUCCAGAUCAGUCUUCAUGAGGAAAGCCAAAGUCCUGUGUGACGACUGCAUUCCUGGGUCUGAGCCACCUGAAGAUGACAAAGCUGGCUUGGGUCACACAGCGGUGGCCCUGGCUUCUUCAUUUUGCUCUGCUCCAAAUGGCAUCCCUGAGAACUGCAGAGUUGGAAAUAGGACAGGAUACGUUGGUAGUUUGUAG
Messenger RNA from Prionailurus viverrinus (fishing cat), 2673 nucleotides. It is a transcript of the gene SYCP2L, whose product is annotated as synaptonemal complex protein 2 like. Bases 1 to 2673 code for a protein of 890 amino acids. The record is from RefSeq and is a predicted model, not a curated record. The transcript has 31 exons. Lineage: Eukaryota; Metazoa; Chordata; Mammalia; Carnivora; Felidae.